Messenger RNA from Phascolarctos cinereus (koala), 1511 nucleotides. It is a transcript of the gene BNIPL, whose product is annotated as BCL2 interacting protein like. Gene Ontology annotation, cellular component: cytoplasm. Lineage: Eukaryota; Metazoa; Chordata; Mammalia; Diprotodontia; Phascolarctidae. The record is from RefSeq and is a predicted model, not a curated record. Gene Ontology annotation, biological process: apoptotic process.
UGCCCAACUAACUGCUUCUCAAUUCCUUUAUACCUUGGCAGUGGUCUCAGGGCUGGAGAGAAUGUGAAAGCAGAAGAGCUGGGACCAUCAUUGAGAUUUGGGGAAGUGGAAUUAAAGGAAGAAUGGCAAGAUGAAGAGUUCCCCCGACUGCUCCCUGAGGAGAUCAAUUCCUCUGAAGAUCCAGAGGACAAUAGAGAAGGUACCCAGAUGGGUCCCUUAAACACUUUAGCAUUAUGUGGCAGGCGUCACAUGCGGAAGCGCCUUUCAGCCCCGGAGCUCCAGCUGAGCUUAGGGGAGGACACAGGAGAUAAAGAAGGCUCUCCCACCCACUCCACAGCUCCUUCCCCACAUGGUAGCUCUGACCUAGAUGUGGAUGAUUUGGAGACACCCUCAGACUCAGAACAGCUGGACAGCGAGCAUGAUUUUGAAUGGGAAGAUGAGCUUCCCCAAACAGAGGGCCUAGGGGCAAGUGAAGCAGCUGAAAGACUGGGCCAGGGUUGUGUGUGGGAUGUGGCUGGGGAGGAUGGUCAUCGGUGGAAGGUGUUCCGAACAGGACAUCGGGAGCUUCGAGUGGAUAUGACAGUCAUUGAACCCUAUAAGAAGGUCCUAUCUCAUGGAGGUUACCAUGGUGAUGGCCUCAAUGCUGUUAUCCUUCUUGCUUCCUGCUACCUACCCAGAAGCAGCAUCCCUAACUACAGUUAUAUCAUGGAGCACCUGUUUAGGUACAUAGUGGGGACUCUAGAACUCUUAGUAGCUGAGAAUUACCUGCUUGUCCACCUGAAUGGAGGCACAAGCCGAGCCCAGGUACCCCCUCUGAGUUGGAUCCGCCAAUGUUACCGCACCCUGGACCGUCGACUCCGAAAAAACCUUCGUGCACUGUUGGUUGUCCAUGCCACAUGGUAUGUGAAGGCAUUUCUGGUGAUGCUGCGGCCUUUUAUCAGUUCCAAGUUUAGCAGAAAGGUUCGUUUUCUGGACAGUCUAGGAGAGCUGGCCCAGCUCAUCUCCUUGGAACAUAUCCACAUUCCUGAUGCUGUCAGACAGUUGGACAAGGAUCUGCAUGGCCCUGGAGGGACCUAACACUGAUGUCUCAAUUGGAUAAUGAGCCCUAGAACCAAGGAAGGAGACUGCCCUCCUGCACCUGAACUUCCUGAAUUUAUAUACACUCUAUCGGUCUCUGGGUCUCUCUUUCUCUCUCUCCCCUAACCCAUUAACCCUUUUUGGGAUUUUGCUUUCCAACUCAUCCAGGUGUUCUGACCUCUGAAACUUCUGGGAUCCAGGGAAUCCUAAUUAUCAACCAUGCUAGUGAUUUUCCCCUUUAUAUUUAAGCCUAAGGGCUGGACUGAAAAGGCAAGUUUGGACUUAAUGCCUGCAGCUUGUUUGUGCCCAUGACUAUGUAUUAGGCAUAGCCAGCUCUCUGAGCUGCCUUUCUGCCUGUCUCAGUGCCUUCAUAUCUCUAUUCUUCAACUAAUUCAGAUGUGCAACUGCAGUUUAAUAAAUUAAGUUACCAGAGA